Molecule: messenger RNA, 3363 nt
Organism: Lachnellula hyalina
Lineage: Eukaryota; Fungi; Ascomycota; Leotiomycetes; Helotiales; Lachnaceae
Gene: EFR3
Product: Protein EFR3
Exons: 2
Coding region: 1-3363 (1120 amino acids)
Biological process (GO): protein localization to plasma membrane
Cellular component (GO): plasma membrane
Source: RefSeq, a predicted model, not a curated record
AUGCACGCCAUACGGCAGAAAUGUCGCCCGAAGCACCAGGUCCUCAUUCUGAAGUGCUACCCGCAGACUACCAAAGGCGCGGUUGAUGUGAAGCCAAACUCCAGCGAGCUGAGCUAUCUCCUAUACUACGCGACGACACGCCGGAGCAAGGUGCAAAAGGUUGGCGCAUUCUUAGAGAAGAAGACCGCCAGCGACAUAUGGCGACAACGAAUUGGAAAUGUCCAAGUCACACUCCAGAUCCUCGCGGCCUUGAUCGAGAAGGCCCCGAGAGAUCUGCCCCUAUACGCUCCCUAUGUCCUUCGAAUUCUCAUCCUUAUCCUGCGAUCCCGCGAUAUUACUAUGGUCGAAUCCUCCAUACCAACAUUUGAAGCCUUCUGCGAGCAUCAUGACGGAGCAUCUCUUUCUGCUGAUCAAGAAUAUUUACACCAAUACGUGGAAAUUGUGAAAAUGUAUGCAUCCUUCGCUUCAAAGACAUCGCCAGCAGAGAAGGUCCCCACGAGUGCCCCUGUGGCUAUGAGAUGGAGAAACGUGGGUUUGCAGGCAAUCAAAAGUAUAGCAUCAUCUGAAGCUUUGGCAUCCCUCCCUGGAAGACAAUUGAAUGUAACAGUUCCCAUGCUGCUGGAAAACAUCUGGACGGACAACGAGGAUUUCAUUGAGGUUUUGGAGCAUAGGGCACAGCUGGAAGAGAAAGCUGAUACCGAGAAUUUGCUGCGAAGAAGGACCAGUAAUGCGACUGUACGGACUGCUGAUACAUCGGGGGACGCGGAUGUCACGCUCUCAGCGACUACGGCUGAUGCAGAUAAACUUGCGGAAGAACGUACUGGUAUUUUGGCUAUGGAAUGCCUAAAGCAGAUAUUCGAGGUGAAUAAUAGGCCGCAAAUACACGAGGCGACAAUUGCGACUUUGGCGUUCAUUGCUGAAAGAGUUGCGCAACGAGGUGCGGUGACAGACGAAAAGCCUAAGGGAGAUCGAUGUGUGGGACUGGCAACAAAAAUAUUCGAUAGGAUUGCUCAAUGGACCCCUGUGCAAGAUCGCUAUGUAAUUCUGGUCACAGCAAUGGAGGUUUUGGUGCGGGGCCAGUUGGUUGACGAAAAUCUGCAACAGCAAUUGGUUUUGGCUACAAUGGUGGACUCGCUUCUAAAAUCGGAAAUCAACCUAAUUGGGCUGAGCGUGAUGGAUGUUUUACUUGGGCUGAUCAACCACGUGCUGGGAGUUCUUCAGUUAGGGGGGGUAGAGCCGCAUCUACCAGAAAAUGUGUCUGGUGCAGAUUUAUCACCUGCCGAUACCAGCGCAUAUCCCCAGACUGCAUCAGUGCCAACCAACGUUAGACGAGACCUGUUAGAGAGGCUACAGCAAUGCAUAGGGGACCUGGCCACACAUGUCUAUUAUGCGGAUCAAAUAUCCGACAUGGUCUCUGCCAUCCUCUUGAGAUUGAAGCCUACACCUACCUCCAGUCUCCCUAAUACCGCUGCAGCCAUAGAAAACCCGAAUCUUGCAUCGGCUACAGUCAUUUCAGCUGGGGAUUUGACUGAGGAUUUGAAUACAGAUGGAUUCUUCUCAUUCGGUACAGCUAAGAUCAAAGGACUUGAAGCAAUCAAGGCUAUUCUUCUGGUUGCUAGUCAUCGGAAGGCCGUUAUUGGUGGCGCAAGUCUUGGUAGGCAUCGAGUUCCCGUAAAGGUCUGGGAAGGGACACAGUGGCUUCUCCGAGAUAGUGAUGGAAAAGUUAGGAUGGCAUACGUCGAUGCACUCUCGACUUGGCUCGAUACGGAGAUUACCCGUGCAGAUCUUCGUGUUUUUGAAGAGAAGCCAAAGAGCUCUGCAAAACCAGGUCGUAACGAUCAGGCCACCAACCUGACAAAACGCGCCGUUUCGAACGCCUCGCAGAGAGAAAAGCCCACUAAAGUCUCGAAGACCACUUUUUUGCAAUUGCUAAAUUUAGCCAUCUACGAAAAUGCCCUCCAAUAUGUGGAUAGCGAGACGGAUAUCGUACUUUUGCACCUGCUACUUGCCAAACUGGUGGAGAAACUGGGCGUCAAUGCUGUCAAGAAUGGUCUCCCUAUGAUCUUCCGUUUACAAGAAGAUAUUCUCGAGGCUGAAACGCCUAUUGCUAAGAUUCGAAUGGGCAGUCUUUGCCAUGGAUACUUCUGGCUACUAAGCGUUAUGUUCAAUUUUGAGUCUUCACCAACUGGCCAAGCAAUACAGAAUGAGAUACAUCGACGGCGGAGCAAGAUGUUCUGGGUUGAUCGAAUUCGUGUACCACCCAUCCCUCUUCACCAGAUUGGCACGCCGGGUACAACCACACAACACCAAGCUCUGCCAUUGGAAGAGCUGGAAUCAGAAUCUUUAACACCGUUCGACGACCGUUUCCAGAUGAUGAAGCUCAUCUCGUUGUCUUAUAAAGAAGCUCUUGUAUCACCCCCAACGAGUCCUCCUCUCUCGCCUGGACGCAGUUUUUCACAGGGGAUGAUAAGUCACGCACCCAGCGCCGAUCUGUCCAUGCCCGAGGUAAUCAAGGAUCAAAUGAUGUCAGAUUGGACAAGGGAUGGAGUGAUUGUGCUGGUUCAAAACGGCAGCAAAUCUGUUUCGCUUAACGGUUCAAAGUCUGGCACGAAUGUGACUGGUCACCAGAACUUCCUUGCUGUUAAUGGGAUGAAUACUGGGGGCUCGAACAGCGGCUCUCAAUCUCCUCAGGGCCACCACAUGCAUCGCAACACACCCAAUUUGACCUACGGUUUGGUGGGAGGUCUUGGUGCUCUGGCAAAACUUCGUAAAAGCAGUGUCCACUCACCAUCACCAGCGAGCGACUCGAGUCGCAACUCCGUGACUCGAGUAGACCAACUGAAACGAGUCCUUACCGGACAAGCUGACGGCCCAAGAACGAAAACUGGACGCGCACAUAGCGAUGCUAGCAGCGAGAGCAUGGUCAGCUACGACUUCACGGGAUCCGAAAUAUCCUUCAGCCCAGGCCAACAAAACGUCUCGCAAAUGGAACGAUCAGUAUCUCUACGCGAAUCGAACGAGCGAUCACGCUCGAAAUCUCAUGACCGGGUUGUUUCACAGAGCGAAAACAGACGUCUUCUGACAUCUAACCCCGUACCAUCGCUGAAGGAUGAGAAUGUAGCGUUCGAGGAAGAAGAUCCAAACGCCGUGCCUCCCGUACCACCUCUUCCAUCUUCCUUGGUGGGCGAAAGCACAUCAGUUCACGACCACGCCCUUCCCGACUCAACGCAAAAAAGCCGUAGCGCGAAGCGCAACACACCAUGGGGCGAUGAUGCACUGCUUGUAGAUCUAGAAAGUCUAUUGAAUGGGAUUGAUACGAGUGGGGAACAGAAGGGUAAUUUGGUGACGAAACCGCCCUAUUGA